This is a messenger RNA of Syngnathoides biaculeatus (alligator pipefish), 3772 nucleotides long. It is a transcript of the gene ralaa, whose product is annotated as v-ral simian leukemia viral oncogene homolog Aa (ras related). Gene Ontology annotation, molecular function: GTP binding; GDP binding; GTPase activity. The transcript is spliced from 5 exons. Gene Ontology annotation, biological process: Ras protein signal transduction; regulation of exocytosis. The record is from RefSeq and is a predicted model, not a curated record. Bases 406 to 1026 code for a protein of 206 amino acids. Gene Ontology annotation, cellular component: plasma membrane. NCBI's taxonomy places the organism in Eukaryota, Metazoa, Chordata, Actinopteri, Syngnathiformes, Syngnathidae.
CCGCUGCCUGUCACAUCUCUGCUGCUAAGGCUCGAGCUAGCUUGGGGAAACUAGCCAUGAGCUAACGAGCAGCCACAGCAAGGAAGGAAGGAACGAAGUCUCUUUUCUCCUUUUAGUCACGCCGACUGAAAAGCUUGCCCGAGACGGUCCGGCAACUCCGCGAGGUGAAGUCCACCCCCCACGAAGGCGCUUCUUGCUCAGCGUCGUCGGAUCGUUGACUUGUGAGUAGCUGCUGGAAGGGUUAGCCUGCUGUUUCAUUUGCCCGAGUCAGUGGCCGUCGCCGUCCGAACCGGCAGGGGGGAUCCGGACGAACAUCUGUUGCUGUUUGCCGCCGCAGCCGCCAUCUUUGGUCUAAUUCGAACGGCCUUUAUUUCAUAAUCCUCCCCGAUUUGGAUUCUCGGAGCCAUGGCAGCUGCAAAACCCAAGGGGCAGAAUUCUUUAGCACUCCACAAAGUGAUCAUGGUGGGCAGCGGCGGCGUCGGCAAGUCGGCCCUCACGCUGCAGUUCAUGUACGACGAGUUCGUGGAGGACUACGAGCCCACCAAAGCCGACAGCUACAGGAAGAAGGUGGUGCUGGACGGCGAGGAGGUUCAGAUCGACAUCCUGGACACGGCCGGGCAGGAGGACUACGCCGCCAUCCGUGACAACUACUUCCGCAGCGGCGAGGGCUUCCUCUGCGUUUUCUCCAUCACCGAGCUGGAGUCCUUUGCGGCAACGGUAGACUUCAGAGAGCAGAUCCUGCGAGUGAAGGAGGACGAGAACGUCCCCUUCCUGCUGGUGGGCAACAAGUCGGACCUGGACGACCGGCGGCAGGUGAACGCCGACGAGGCCAAGGCCCGCGCCGAGCAGUGGGGGGUGUGCUACGUGGAGACCUCGGCCAAAACCCGGGCCAACGUCGACAAGGUGUUCUUUGAUCUGAUGCGAGAGAUCCGGGCCAGGAAGAUGGAGGACAGCAAAGAGAAGAACGGAAAGAAGAAAAGCAAAAGUUUGGCCAAGAGAAUCCGGGAGAGGUGUUGUAUCUUAUAGUGUUCAAACAACAACAACAACAACAAACGCCAAGAGAGCUGCUUGUGUACAUAAGAUCCAUUUUUUUUUUUUUUUCCCCCCAGAGUUUUCAUUUGAAACCACCCCCUCCCCCCCCUCUGCUUUUGACCCCGCUUCCAUCAUGGGGGGGUCGUGAGGCGCGGUCGGCACAGGCAAAUUGUUGGUGGCGAACAGGGGUGUCAAACUCGUUCUUGUAAUGGGCCACAUUGAAGUUAGGACUUUCGUCGGAGGGCCGAAACUAUUCAAAUGAAAGAUGACCUCAUAUACUAUACUGAGUAUACACAACACAUUGAUGUUUUUCAACCGUGACAUUUCUUUCGAAAGGGCGAUUGCUAUCUCAACGCUAUUGCACCCGGACACAAUUGGCAAUUUCGAUUUGCUUCCGCGGGCCACAUUCAAUGGCGCGGCGGGCCGGAUCUGGCCCCCGGCCCGCCAGUUUGACACCCGUCUCUUCCGCCGCCUCUUUGCAAUGACGCUGAAGCUGGCUACGCGCAUACGGACAUUUACCGUCUCAACCGAUUUUUGAAGGACAGAAUGGGCUAAGAAAUUAGCAUCGCUCAGACACACGCGGGAAGCGCUGCAGUUUAGUAGGGGGACCUUCUCGGCUUCUUCUUCUUUUUUUUCUUGGAGGGCGUUACGCAGCGCCUCCUCCAGGAGGCUCAAACUCGGCCCGCUUUUCGGUAUGCGUGUACCCCCGCUUCAGCUGAAGUUGAAAUUGUAAAUCCUCGAAAAAACUUUUGCGGAACUCGGGAGUCCCCCCACAAAAGCGACAAGUCAGUGGAAGGAAAAUUGAUAGAACACCGAUAUUUAUUCCCAGCACACGUUAACACUGAAUUUUUAAUGCUACCUUUGACACUAUGAACCCACAAUUAGCUUUCGGGUUUCUUCCUCCUCAUAUUGUAUUUCUCGCAACUGGAGAUGUAACAUUUCAACUUUUUUAUGUUUAACCUCAUUUGUCACUGCCAUCGAUUUAUUGUAUUAUUAUUAUUAACGCUCACGGUGCUCAAACAGGGCAGCCGAGUCACGCUACGCGGGCAUCAUGAAGGGACACAAAUGAUUGCGUCCGCGCCAAUUUGACCAAACUGACUUUUUUUUUUUUUUUUAAAGCGCUGAAUUGCAUAUCAUUGCUUUUAUUUGGUUCCGAAUUGGGCUCACCAGGAAUCAACCGAUACGGCCCAGAAAAAGCAUUCAAAAGACAAACCAAAAAAAAUGUCGCCCUGAAGAAGCGAUCGAUUCAACCCGCAAAUGCUUGUAAGAUAUGAAACAUAAGACAAAGAUAUUCCCCUUUGGACUCAAAAUGAAGAAUUCCUGUCCAGUCACCAAAGAAAAGUGCAAAAGUGCCCACUUCUACCCGAAAACCGGCGCCCCCCCCCCCCGCCGCCGCCUAGCUGCCGUCCGGCAUGAAUGUCGCCGGCGCCGAUCGCGGGCUUAGCGGACCUUCUUCCCCUAAACGAUGGGCUCGCCGGCAACGGGGUGAAAUUUCAAGACAAAGGAAAAACGCAGGGAACGUUACGUGACCUUCUCUCGAUACCUUAAAUGUGGAUCUGUUCAACGGUUAAAGGUUUCAGUACUUUUGAGCAGUAAAACGGCAAAACCCACAUCCCUAAACGGACCGUUACAUUUACGGGUUCCGUCUGUAAACAAACGCUCUCUUUGCGUUUUGACAAAAUAAGACUUAGGUGACACCCACAAAUGUAUCAGGUGUACCUUGGCAUCAAACAGGAAGUGACCCCUGAGGUCAAAGCGUCACGGACAGGGUGCGACGGGGACCGGGAGAGUCACAGAAAGGCACGAAAGAGGACAUCCGAAGCCGUCCUGUGACAGAUACCCAAAAGUGGGACACGCCAGGUCCAAUUCAGUUCACCUCGAAAACGUCAUCCUGAAAUUUUAGCAACUCAAAAAACCAGCCAGCCUGUCAUUCCCUCCGUUUGCCGUCCAAUGAGCGACAGUUGAGAGCAGUUCCACAAUAAACCGACAGGGCGGCCACGGCGGGACUCUAUGCAACAAAAAUGACGAAAAACUGCGAGGCGCCGCACCACCUUUUCUCAAAUUCUCAAAUGUUUUGCGAUUCCGGUCAUGAAAACGCAAAAGAGUGCCCGUGGUUUGUAUUUCUUGAAAAGCACACACGGGCGGCCAGAGCGUUUUCGGCCCUUGCGUGUUGAGGUGAAGCCAAAGUGGGCCAAAGCGGGCCAAAGCGGGAUGUUUUCCAUUCAAGGGCUAACCUCCGGCACGCCGCGCGCCGCUCGACAGAUAAAAAUGUCUACUUUUGGAGUGGAAGGAAAGAAACGGUGCACCGCCUGCACCCCUACAGUGCGCGCUUGUUGAUGAAACGACAAAAAAAAAAAAAAAAACAACCACCGUAGUGCUUCGUAGUGUUGGCUGAACAGUUGAAUCAUUGUUGGGGGGUUUCAAAUAUCCACCGCCAGUUUGUUUCUCUUCCAUCUUAAGAGUUUUGUGAGACAGCAGAUUCAAAGAAAAUUGUUUUGCCUUUUUCUAUUCAUGCUAUAAUAAAGAAAACAAUAUAGUCUAUAUCUAUGGUUGGGUGGCGGGAAUGUUUGCUCUGCUUGAAAUGCGACCUCCGUGUUGACUUCCUUUUACUAUUUUUAUUUUUGGAACCUAACCACUAAUGUAGCCCAAACGUGUCUGUGAGUGUGCAAGAGGUGACGCUUACAUUUCAAUUGUGGUGUGCCUGCGUGCGUGCGUAUUUGGAAAUGGCAAAUAAAGUUGA